UUUUAUUUUGCCUUUAUUUUAAGAGGUUGAAUAUCUCUUUAUGUUCAAAAAGUCAUCAAAGUCUUUAUGACCUUUUCAAAGUCCAUUUGUGUUUUCUCUGUGUGGUCUAUUUUGUCUUUUGCCCAUAAUUCUAUAGGAUUAUGCAUUUCCUGCUGAUUUGGAAGAGCUGUAUGCAUAUAAAGAGAUUAACUCUUUACCUAUGAUAUGUACUAGAAAUAUAUUUUUUCAUGUGGCUCUUCUUAUGACUUUAUUUGGUUUUUAUCCUACUUAAUGUAUCUCUUUUUUCUGAAGUUUCUUUUCUUUAAAUUUAUUUCACGGCUUCUGGGUUUUAUGUCAUGCUUCCUCACUCUAAGGUUAAAAAAACCAUUUCCAAUAUUUUCUUCUAGUACUUCAAUUUAAAAUAAAAAUGUAGUUAUUUUUGAUCUAUCUGGAAUUUUCUUUCAUGCAAGAAAUGGGAAAACGAAUCCACUUUAUUUUUCCCGAAAUAGCUCCUAAAUUGUCCUUUAAGAUUAAUAAUCUAUCUUUUUUCUGGAGAGUUUAUUUUUAAAGUAAGAGACAAUAUUUAAAAUGAAGAGGGGAAAAAAAAAGAAAAAUGGUAUCAUAAAACCCAGAUAAAUAACACAGCAUUUUUAUUAAUUAACUGCCUGAUGCUGUUCUAGAAUACACUUUACUCCAGAGAGCUUUUUCCUUGCUUUUUUUUUUUCCCUAAGUACUGGGGAUUGAACCCAAGGGUGCUUUACCAUUGAGCUACAUCCUCAGCUCUUUUCAUUUUUUUAUUUUGAGACAGGGUCUCCCUAAGUUGCUAAGGCCAGUUUUGAAUUGCGAUCCUCCUACCUUAGCCUUCUGAGUCACUAGAACUACAGGUGUGUGCUACCACACCUGGAUCUACCAUCUUAAAUGUAUUAUUUGUUUUGUUUUUGUUUUUGUAGUACAGGGUAUUGAACUCAGGGCUUUGUACUUACUAGGCAGCUAAAUCUUCAACCUUUUUUAAAUUUAUAAUUCUAUUUUGAGCAUGGUCUCACUAAGAUGCCAAGGCUAGGCUUGAUUUUUUUUUUAAUUUAUGAAUUUGAUCUUUAUAACACUUAUUAAAUAAGCAGCCAUAACAUGAAGCGGGGAGUCCUGUAAUGCAAAUAUAUGGUAUCCAAACCUGACACAGAAUGAAUUCAUACAAUGGCCUUGAACUUUUGAUCCUCCUUCCUCAGCCUCUGGAUUAGCUGAGUUUAUAGGAAUGUGCCACCGCAACCAACUUAAAUGUAUUGUUUAAUAAACAUCCAGUAAAAUUUGCUUUUUUUUUUUUUGUACAGUUCUAUUAGUUUAAACAAAUGCAUAGUAUCUUGGCCACCAUAUUUAAGAUAGAGAACAGGCCCAUCACUUCUACAUACAGACAUUUACAGUGGUUCAGCUAACAAUUUUUCAUCUUCAGGAUGGUGCAAAGCAAUGCACAUUCAGUAGAAACUGUACAUGGAAUUUUGAAUUGGAUUUCUUCCUGGACUCGAAAUACGCAGCCUCAUCUUCUCUCCAGAUGCUGGGGAGAAUGCCGCUCUGGGUCAGCUGUGUGAUCAUAAGGGAAACCACUGAUGCUCCACAGUGCACUGUAUGGCUGUACUGGGUUGCUCGGAAGUUUAGGUGCAUUUUCCAGCCCAGAGCGGUGGCCCACACUUAUGAUCCCUGCUACUUUGGAGGCUGAGGCAGGAGGAUCACAAGUUUGAGGUCAGACUGGGUAAUUUAGUGAGUGAGACUCUGUUUCAGAAUAAAAAGUAAAAGGAGUUGGGAAUGUAGUGGUAGUACCCAAGCACCAAAAAAUGGGAAAUAAAGAAAAGAAAAAUGCAUUUUCUACUUAUGAUAUUUUCACCUCGUGGUGGGUUGGUGAGCAUGUAGCCUCCUCAUACCUAGAACAUCUGUGUUCUGUCCUGCUGCUUUCUCCCACAACCCUGCCCCUGAUACCCACUGCUAUGUUUUCAACCCAAAUCCACCCAUUCAGAAUUUCUGGGACUGGGUCCUCCAUCUAGGUGAUGAGGGUCCUGCAGGUGAUUCUGAUUUGAAUCAAUUGGAAACCAUUGCCUGAGAAUAUUGCUUCAUAACUGGCAAGAACUUGGUUCUUGCUUGGUUCCCUGGAGUCUAGACUGUGACCUGUGAGCAGUCAGAGGCCUCAGACUAGUAAAAACAACCCUUCCUGUGUGCUUACUACCUGACAGGCACUGAGUCAAGCACAUUUAACAUGCUGUCUCUCACUCUUCAUAGUAGUUCUGGGAGGUUAAAUCUUUCAUUCCCAUUUUAUAGAUGAGGCAACUGAGGCUAGAGAUAGAGAUUAAGUACUUUGCCCAGCUUUUCAUAGCCAGGAACCAAGAUUUUGGAGCCAGGCUAAUUUGCAGUGCCCAUGAUCCUGGCCUUUCCACUGUGUCACCUCUCUCCAAUAGGGUGGUUACCUGCCCCCACCAUGCCCAGCCUGACAGUGUGACAGUUGUCCAUGCUGGCUGUCAUGUCCUCAGAAGAUUCUCCCAGUAUAACUUCUUACUUGAUUUGUUGAGCUCCUGGAGCAGGGGUGAUUGAGGAGAGGCUAAGGGGACUGAAAGCUGAAUGAGGCCAGCUCCUGGAGAGAGCAGGGGAGAGGCCUGGGCCAGGUGGGGCUGCCAGGAGACCUCUGCCUGAUUCUGCCUGUCUUUCCUCCCUUUGCACUGGACCGAGCCUCCUGUGUUUCUCUCCAUCUGAUCUCCUGUUUCCUCCUCUGGCUCUGGAGUUCCUGGCUCCUCUGACUACCUCUUCUUAAGCCCCUACCUCUUCUCUCUCUCACCUUAGCUUGGCCUCCGGAAUGCCCCCCGAUGCUGGGCAGUGAUCCAGCCCCUGCUGUGUGCUGUGUACAUGCCCAAGUGUGAGAAUGAACGAGUGGAGCUGCCCAGCCGCACCCUCUGCCAGGCCACCCGAGGCCCGUGUGCCAUUGUGGAGCGGGAGCGAGGCUGGCCUGACUUCCUGCGCUGCACCCCUGACCACUUCCCUGAAGGCUGCCCGAAUGAGGUGCAGAACAUCAAGUUCAACAGUUCGGGUCAGUGUGAAGCGCCCUUGGUGCGAACAGACAACCCCAAGAGCUGGUACGAGGAUGUUGAGGGCUGCGGGAUCCAGUGUCAGAAUCCACUGUUCACCGAGGCCGAGCACCAGGACAUGCACAGCUACAUUGCAGCCUUUGGUGCUGUCACCGGCCUCUGCACGCUCUUCACCCUGGCCACCUUUGUGGCUGACUGGCGGAACUCCAAUCGCUACCCUGCAGUGAUUCUCUUCUACGUCAAUGCAUGCUUUUUUGUGGGCAGCAUUGGCUGGCUGGCCCAGUUCAUGGACGGUGCCCGCCGGGAGAUCGUGUGCAGAGCAGAUGGCACCAUGAGGCUAGGGGAGCCCACCUCCAAUGAGACCCUGUCCUGCGUCAUCAUUUUUGUCAUCGUGUAUUAUGCCCUGAUGGCUGGUGUGGUCUGGUUUGUGGUCCUCACCUAUGCCUGGCACACUUCCUUCAAAGCCCUGGGCACCACCUACCAGCCACUCUCAGGCAAGACCUCCUACUUCCAUCUGCUCACGUGGUCACUCCCCUUUGUCCUCACCGUGGCAAUCCUCGCUGUGGCCCAGGUGGAUGGGGACUCCGUGAGCGGCAUCUGUUUUGUGGGCUACAAGAACUACCGUUACCGGGCUGGCUUCGUCCUGGCCCCAAUUGGCCUGGUGCUCAUUGUGGGAGGCUACUUCCUCAUCCGAGGAGUCAUGACUCUGUUCUCCAUCAAGAGCAACCACCCGGGGCUGCUGAGUGAGAAGGCUGCCAGCAAGAUCAACGAGACCAUGCUGCGCCUGGGCAUUUUUGGCUUCCUGGCCUUUGGCUUUGUGCUCAUCACUUUCAGCUGCCACUUCUACGACUUCUUUAACCAGGCUGAGUGGGAGCGCAGCUUCCGGGACUAUGUGCUGUGCCAGGCCAAUGUGACCAUUGGGCUGCCUACCAAGAAACCCAUUCCUGACUGUGAGAUCAAGAAUCGCCCCAGCCUCCUGGUGGAGAAGAUCAACCUGUUUGCCAUGUUUGGCACUGGUAUCGCCAUGAGCACCUGGGUCUGGACCAAGGCCACACUUCUCAUCUGGAGGCGCACCUGGUGCAGGUUGACUGGGCAGGGUGAUGAUGAGCCCAAACGGAUCAAGAAGAGCAAGAUGAUUGCCAAGGCCUUCUCUAAGCGGCGGGAGCUGCUGCAGAAUCCAGGCCAGGAGCUGUCCUUCAGCAUGCACACUGUCUCCCAUGAUGGGCCUGUGGCGGGUUUGGCCUUUGACCUCAAUGAACCCUCAGCUGAUGUCUCCUCUGCCUGGGCCCAGCAUGUCACCAAGAUGGUGGCUAGGAGAGGAGCCAUACUGCCCCAGGAUGUGUCUGUCACUCCUGUGGCGACUCCAGUACCCCCAGAAGAACAAGCCAACCUGUGGCUAGUUGAGGCAGAGAUCUCUCCAGAGCUGGAGAAGCGCCUGGGCCGGAAGAAGAAGCGAAGGAAGAGGAAGAAGGAGGUGUGCCCCCUGGCACCAGCCCCUGAGCUUCAUCAUCCUGCCCCUGCCCCUGCCACCAGUGCUGUUCCUCGGCUGCCUCAGCUCCCCCGACAAAAAUGCCUGGUGGCUUCAGGAGCCUGGGGAUCUGGGGAAUCCUGCCGACAGGGAGCCUGGACCUUGGUCUCCAACCCCUUCUGCCCAGAGCCCAGUGUCCGUCAGGAUACAUUUCUCCCCAGUGUUCCAGCCCCCACGGCCUGGGCUCAGGGCUGCCGCCAGGGUCUGGGGCCCAUUCACUCUCGCACAAACCUGAUGGAGGCAGAGCUCAUGGAUGCAGACUCGGAUUUCUGAGCCUGCAGAGCAGGGACAGGAAAAAGGAACAAAUACUGUUCCAAGGCUCUUCUUCCUCUCUGAGAGCGCUUCCCUGGAUCUCAUCUUCCAGAGAAACUAUGGGCCAAGUGCCCUCCCAGGAGAGUUCUGUGUGUUUGGCUUAAAGCAGCAGGACUGUGGGAAAGAGCCAGACUUCUCCAUGGGUAGGUCUCACCCCAAGGGCAGGGCCCUGGAGCUCAGGGUCUUUAUUUCUGUCCCACCAGCUGGAGUCUGGCAGCAAUAGUCUCCAGCAGAGCUUGUGGUAGGGCAAUAAUGGCAGAGGCAGGGGUGACAGUUCUCAGAGUAGAUUGUGGUGGCUAGGGAGGCAGCCAUGUCCUGUCUUCCAGAUGGGGGCUGGCUGCCCUUUUCUGUGCCAACAGGUGCCCUUUCCUGGCACUCUCAGACCAAAAGUGUUUAUUGUGUCAUUUGUCCUUUGCCUAAGUGGGAACAGGGCUCCCUUCUUCAUUUAAGGUGGUCGUGAGGCCAGAAGUGCUUACUGCCACACGGGCCUCUCUAAACAGGUAGCCCUACCCCAAACCCACUUUCUCUUCUGCAUCCUCCUUUCCCCAUCUCAUCUCAUUUCUACCAGGCCAGACUCUUCCGGCUUCCUAUUUGUUGAUUAGGACCCAGAACUGCAAGCACGUGUGAACACACACACACACACACACACACACACACACACACACACACAUUGAGCUCUAUCUCUUGGUGAGAGAUUGAUCCAGCUGUAGAGCCUUGGCCUGGUAAGGAGUGACUUGGAGCCUCUGGGCCCCUGAGAGACAUGUUAUGUCUUCUUCAUGACCAUCCAGUGGGGAUGGAUCCUUUGACUUGAGGGGCUAUCCUGGGAAGCUGCCUUCAGCCAGGCAGGAAAGCUUCUUUCAAUUUCCACAACUGGUGGGGUAGGAGAUUCCCACCUUUCAUAACCUCCAACCAUGUCCCCAGCACCCCAUAUUCAAGACCCAGUAGCUGGAAACCUUAGAAGUUGGCUGGGUUUUAGGUUGGGGGAUAGAGAUGGGAAGAAGAAAUAUGAAAAAUAAAUAAAAUGUUUUUGUAUAAA
Marmota monax (woodchuck) is the source of this 5914-nucleotide messenger RNA. RefSeq names its product smoothened, frizzled class receptor (gene Smo). Gene Ontology annotation, cellular component: dendrite; plasma membrane; cilium. The transcript is spliced from 12 exons. Gene Ontology annotation, molecular function: patched binding; transmembrane signaling receptor activity. Gene Ontology annotation, biological process: positive regulation of smoothened signaling pathway; smoothened signaling pathway; commissural neuron axon guidance. The record is from RefSeq and is a predicted model, not a curated record. Lineage: Eukaryota; Metazoa; Chordata; Mammalia; Rodentia; Sciuridae. Bases 2860 to 4839 code for a protein of 659 amino acids.